This is a messenger RNA of Gaeumannomyces tritici R3-111a-1, 165 nucleotides long. RefSeq lists its product as hypothetical. NCBI's taxonomy places the organism in Eukaryota, Fungi, Ascomycota, Sordariomycetes, Magnaporthales, Magnaporthaceae. The transcript is spliced from 2 exons. The coding region runs from base 1 to 165 and encodes 54 amino acids. The record is from RefSeq and is a predicted model, not a curated record.
AUGGCCAGACUUGUCAGGACUGCGGGGCCCCUUGCCAGGGUGGCACGCUUCGUCAAAUUAGGAGCAGGAAGCCGACGUGACUCUAGGAAGAGGAUACCAUCAGACAGAUGUAGCUGCACCAACGGAUGGUAUAGCACCAAGUUAAAGCACUUCCCUUCAGAUUAG